AUAUAUUUGCACUUUGUUCCUAUUGAUCCUCUUAGUUGUACAUUGUUAACUUUUUGGUUACAUUUGAAUUGUUAAUAUUUGUAUUUUAUUAUAGUUUUCGUUUUUACUACACCUUCACUAAUUCCCCAUGUUUCUUCCCGAACUGCACUUAUGUUGUUUUACUUUAUACUAAGUCUGGGCGGCAGCCAUUUUGGUUUAUCCCUGCUCUUGAUUGCUUGACCUGUGUUGACUGGAAUUAUGCAUUUUGGUUGUGAAUUGAAGCACUCUUCCAGAAUUGAAAACACUCUGUGUUAUAGAGCGACCAAUUAUUACCUUUUGAACGAAUCUGUACGUGAUCUAUCCAGACAGGAUAGAAUAACAGUUAUUUGUGGUGAUUGGUAAUUUUCUUGCAUCCUGUAUCAACUUUCUUAUUUCCUGUAGGUUAGAUUUGAUCAAUUGAACAAUUAUUGGUUGGAUAGCUGCGUGGUUAUAUUUGUUUAGGUAAUAAUGUACGCUUAAAUUUAUGAUAAAUUAUAGAACCGUCAUCUUACCCAAUUACUUUGUUUUGGUUUCAAUCGGGAGAGGACGCGUACCUAACUCAUCCCGACAGCUGUCCUUCACUCCAAACCGUAGUUUGGAUCUUACAGUUCUAAACAAAUAAUUUGGUCCAAUUCGUUUGGUUUUCGUUUCGCUGAUUCCAAUCGUUGUCUCUGGGAAUAUUUGGUCGUUCGCUUGCGAUGCCAAACAAUCGUCGAAGGAAAUUAAGUCCAAGGCUCGUGGAUGCUAAAAGAGAUGAACAAAAGGAUGGAUGCCCUCAAUCAAGGCAAGUGCCUUAUGAUGCUUCUAUGUGUCAUGGUUCAUAUUCUAAUAGGGACGAUUAUAAUUAUAGUGAAUCUAGUUGUGAUAUUAUGGCAGGUGGCAUAGAAAACCUUAGUUUACACGUAAAGCAAGCAAAAAGCGCGAUGCCUACGGCGCCUUUCGUAGGUCUAGAGUUACCAAAGGUUGAGUUAAGUCAUUUCGACGGUCAACCUAGAGGUUAUUGGAGGUUUUUAAAGGAGUUUGAGACCUAUGUGGAAUCAAGGGUCAAGGAUGAUGGUCAAUGCUUGCUUUAUUUGAUACAUUAUUGUAAGGGUAAAGCGAAAACAGCCAUUGAGGAUUGUAUUAUGUUGGAAGCCUCUUCUGGUUACAGGAAGGCCAAAGAGAUUCUAAAACGGUUAUUCGGACAGGCGCAUGUAAUCGCUCGAGAGACACUAGAAGACUUAUUCAAUGCUGUGAAUUUUGAUUAUACUGACGGAGAGCAACUAUCAAACUUGGCUAUUAAAAUGGAAAACUGUGCUAUGGUCUUGGAACAGAUGGAUUAUACCUCUGAUCUAAAUUCUUUAGUUACUUUGGAAAGAAUAGUGAGACUCUUGCCUCAACCUAUGCAAGCCCAGUGGGCGGACUGUGUGUAUAAAUUGACCGAAGAUGAUAGAGAGCCUACGUUUCACGAACUCACUCAGUUUAUCGCAUCGCGUGCGAGAGUGGCUUCUAGUAGAUUUGGACGGUUAGCAAAUCGUUCAAGAAAAGGACAUAACGUAAAGACGAACUGUCACGUGCAAUCGGAGCAAGGGAAUAGUUCGACAACGAAAAUUAAAUGCAGUAUGUGUUCCUACGACCAUGCUAUUUAUAAAUGUCCACAGUUCUUAGCGCUUAAAGUUCAAGACCGAUGGUCUCACGCUAAAAGCAAGGGUAUUUGUUUCGUCUGUCUUAGACAAGGACAUAGAGUUAAAGAAUGUAAGCUGACAAAGCGUUGUAACGUUAAUGGUUGUGAAAAGAAACAUCAUUCUUUGUUGCACAGCGAAAGUGAUAAACCUGGUAUCUCGAAUUGCUGCGGAUAUACUAAAUCACUAAUCAAUCAAUUGUGUUUAGGCAUGAUUCCUGUACGGUUGAAAUCGCGAAAAGCCGAGAUUGUGGGUUAUGCUCUCUUGGACAACGGUUCUGAUGUGACACUGAUAAAAUCAAACUGUUUGAGGUCUCUCGGGCUAAGCGAAGACCAAGCAUCAGUGGUAGUUGAGACCGUGGGCGGUAAUAGAACAAUGAAGGUCACGAGUGCGCCUUUUGAGGUAUAUUCUUUAGAUCGAUCUGAACAUGUUACGAUUGAAGGAGCUCUGAUUGUAGCAAGUAUACCAGGUCAUAAGCCAACAAAGUCAGCAAUGAACAACCUAGUUAAGUGGCCGCAUUUAAGCGAUGUGCCAAUAGAUAGCCUAGACUCUGAAGAAGUUUUACUGUUGAUUGGUUGCGACGUACCAGAAGCACAUUGGGUGUUAGACCAACGGUUGGGUGGAAGGAAGAACCCGUACGCUGUGAAAACGUUGCUGGGGUGAACGGUUUUCGGACCUGCGUCAUGCCCGGAAUAUAGGAAAAGAGUUGUUAAUCAUACCAGUAAGAUACAGACAUUAGAGAACGAAAUACGUAAGCCUUAUGACGUAGAGUUUUCAGAUGCUUAUUCAAGUGAUAAAUCAUUAUCAGUAGACGACAAGGUGGCUAUAAAGAUUGUGGAAGGUGGCACGCGCUUCGACAACAGUCAUUUUGUAGUUUCUUUACCGUGGGAAAAGAAUAAUUAUGAAGUAGCAAACCGUAGAUUACAAAGUUUGAAGGGUAUGUUGUCGAAGGAUGUCAGUCCGCACAUCAGGUAUAUCAAAAGUACUGAAAGUGAUUUUACUAAGACUUAUGCGGAGAGGGUCUUUGAAAUAUAUCUGCAGUCUUAUUAUCGCCCUGGAGGGUAUUUACCUCAUCAUGCAGUAUUAAACAUGAAAAAACCAGAAGAACUUAGAGUGGUCCUUGAUUGUGCCGCCCAGUUUGCAGGGGUUUCCCCAAAUGAUAUGAUUUAUCAAGAACACGAUACCACUGCUGAUUUAAUGUGCAUAUUAUUAAGUUUUUGCAAGGAGGCAGUUGCAAUCCCUGCAGAUGUUGAAGAAAUGUUCAUGCAAGUGAAGGACCCUGAGUCUGGUCGAGGAGCUUCAAGAUUUCUGUGGUGUCAGGAGGGGGACAUGUCGAAUGAACCAUCCGAGUUUCAAGUGACAUCCCAUCCAUUUGAUGCCACAUCCUCGCCACUUCGUGCGAACUUUGCCUUGAAUAAGACCGCACAAAUAUUCUCUGACGAUAUUGAGUUUAGAAAAACUACUGUGGUUAACUUGAGUAGUAUAAAGUACAACAUGUCACCUAUUCUCUCUUAUAACUCCGAGUGGUUGAAAUUAGUCAGAGCUGUAACCUGGUUUAGAAGGCUCAUCGAAUUCCUGAUGGUGCUUCGUUCCCCGAGUCAUGAAGGAUCCGUUCAUCUAGGAUGUUUAAAGGUAAAAGAGCUUGAGAUUGCCAAGCGUAAAAUUUUAUUGAUGGUUCAGAAAGAAGUGUAUGGAGAAUUACUUAGUGAAUUUAAAAACAGCAGUAAAGUAGUAAGUCAUGAUGAUCUGAAAGUUUUAUCAUUGAUAAUGCUUGAUGGGUUACUCUGAGGUGGAGGUCGACUAAGAUACUCAGAUUUCCCAAAUGCUUUUAAACAUCCAGUAAUUUUACCCAGUCGACACUUAGUGACGGAAAUGAUAAUCAGACAUUGUCCUAAAGAACAAGGACACAUAGGAAGAUCAUUAGAAAAAGGGUAUGGAUAUGUGUUUACUUGUUUGCAAACAUGGGCAGUACAUAUUGAAAUGAUGUGUAAUUUGAUUACUGAUUCAUUUAUAAUGGCUCUAUUACGUUUUAUUGGAAGAAGAAGGAAACCUCCGGAGAUUUACAGUGACAGUGCGUCAAGCUUCGUGGUGACAGUUUCUGAGUUAAGCAAGUUUGUGCAUCAGUCGAAUCAGCAGAAGAUAAAUAGUGAAUUGUCAGCGAGGCCCUCAUCCAACAGCAUGGGUGGAGUUUGGGGAAGAGUGAUUAGGUCUAUACCACAAGUGUUAUUGUUGAUCACCAGAGAACAAGUGAAGCAGGUCACCUUGAAUCUUCGGAUUAGUCUUUGUUGUUAUUAUUGUAGGUAGGUCGAGUAGGCGUACUGUUGUAAGUCCUACUCGUUCCUAUGGUGUGAUAUGUUAUAUAAUGAACCAUGACCAUAGGCAUCAAGGUAGCUUGUGUGAUAUGGAGGGAUUUUGGGGGCCGGUGUAAGACCCAUUUCGAAUGCUUUGUGUGUUGGUGAAAAUCCCUCCAUGUAUAUAUUUGCACUUUGUUCCUAUUGAUCCUCUUAGUUGUACAUUGUUAACUUUUUGGUUACAUUUGAAUUGUUAAUAUUUGUAUUUUAUUAUAGUUUUCGUUUUUACUACACCUUCACUAAUUCCCCAUGUUUCUUCCCGAACUGCACUUAUGUUGUUUUACUUUAUACUAAGUCUGGGCGGCAGCCAUUUUGGUUUAUCCCUGCUCUUGAUUGCUUGACCUGUGUUGACUGGAAUUAUGCAUUUUGGUUGUGAAUUGAAGCACUCUUCCAGAAUUGAAAACACUCUGUGUUAUAGAGCGACCAAUUAUUACCUUUUGAACGAAUCUGUACGUGAUCUAUCCAGACAGGAUAGAAUAACAGUUAUUUGUGGUGAUUGGUUAGAUUUGAUCAAUUGAACAAUUAUUGGUUGGAUAGCUGCGUGGUUAUAUUUGUUUAGGUAAUAAUGUACGCUUAAAUUUAUGAUAAAUUAUAGAACCGUCAUCUUACCCAAUUACUCGAAUCUCGAUUACACAGACAGAUGUAAGCAUCUAUCUUUAGAACCUUUAUGGCACCGUAGGCUAAAACACAAUUUAAUAUUUCUCUACAAAGCGAUAUAUGGGCUCUCCUUUCUAACCUCCUGCCCGACUAUAACCCACGGCCCAGCCUAUAGACUUAGAAACAACCCAUAUACACUACUUACCGUAAAACACCAAAAAUAAAUGCGUUGUAAGUUCUUUACAGUACGGUACAGUUUAUUGUGGAACAGGCUGCCAAUGCCUAUCCGUAACUGUGAUACGUUUACCAGAUUCAAAAAGCUAAUAACCCUAUUUCUAGACUCCAAAGAGCUUCAACAUUACCUUGAACUUCCGCCCACCAAUGAGGCACUUUAUUACGGACCGCCUAGUAUCUAGAAAGAACAAAAUUAUAACAAGUUCGACUGUUACUAAUCUGAAUAUAACCAAAUCACAGGAUAUAUGGCUUAUCAUUUCCUAUUAUUCAUUGUUUAUUAAUCAUGAUUUCAUGCUCCCAACCCUAGCUUUCAGUCCCCAAAUCUCUACAGGUUAAAUGUACAUUAUUCUUCCUAAAAGUCAUGCUUUUUUUUCUACUGCAAGUAGACAGAUAGCUCAAUCUUAUGGAUGCUGAUCUACUAAGGCCGAUCAUUCAAAGCUCAAAAUUUGGCCACAAAGUCUUCCCCCUUGAGAUAUGGAACAGGUUACUUCAUCCCGCACCAUCCUUAAAGCCUUGGAUAUCCCAAAGGGACAUAAGGUUGCGAUUUCUAGAAGCACAUACCUUCAAUGGACCUACUCUUGACCAUCAGUCGCACAUUCGCAACGCAACUCUCGUGAAGCGCGCCAACUGUAGUACUGAUUAAAACAAUCUACAUUCAUGUCUUAUAAAUUUUCAACCCAGCUAUGUAAUUUAAUACAGUGUAUAUUGUAUCAUUUGUAUCAAUUUGAUCUUGCCUGUAAACUGGCAUGCCUCAUGUAACAAACUGUUAUUUGAGAAUAAAUUAUUAUUAUUAUUACUUUGUUUUGGUUUCAAUCGGGAGAGGACGCGUAUCUAACUCAUCCCGACAGCUGUCCUUCACUCCAAACCGUAGUUUGGAUCUUACAGAUAUUAUGGGACGACAUGGAUUGGGAGAAAGAAACGAAAAUGGAGAAAGAUUUGCAAAUCUGUGUGCAUUCAACAAAUUGGUCAUAGGAGGCACGAUAUUUCCACACAAGUGUAUACACAAGGCUACAUGGAUCUCACCGGACCACACUACAGAGAAUCAAAUAGAUCAUAUUUGCAUCAACAAAAAACUUCCGAAGGACGAUGGAAGAUGUGAGAACCAGGAGAGGUGCUGAUAUAGCUUCAGAUCACCACCUAGUUGUGGCCAAUUUAAAACUGA
Molecule: messenger RNA, 6023 nt
Organism: Schistosoma haematobium
Lineage: Eukaryota; Metazoa; Platyhelminthes; Trematoda; Strigeidida; Schistosomatidae
Exons: 3
Coding region: 717-2342 (541 amino acids)
Source: RefSeq, a predicted model, not a curated record